CCGGGUGGUCCUCUCCUCCUCCUCCCGAGCUCCCAGCCUAGUCCCCUUAUAAAAGCGCCGACGCCUCCCCGCCCUCUCUCACUCCCCGCUCCUCUCCGCCGCGCGCACUUGGAGACCGGCGGGGGAGGCGGCGCGCGGCGCCGGGAGGGGGGGACGCAGGGGGCGGAGCGGAGACGGCACCUUCGGAGAUAAUCCUUUCUCCUGCCGCAGAGGAGAGCGGCGGCCGAGCGGGGCACUUCGCGGAGGCUUAGAGGGCCGGCAGGAUGGCGACCGUGGUGGUGGAAGCCGCCGAGCCGGAGCCGUCCGACAGCAUCGCCAACCCGGUGGCGUCCACCUCGCCCAGCCUGUCGCACCGCUUCCUCGACAGCAAGUUCUACCUGCUGGUGGUCGUCGGGGAGAUCGUGACCGAGGAGCACCUGCGGCGCGCCAUCGGCAACAUCGAGCUCGGAAUCCGAUCAUGGGACACAAACCUGAUUGAAUGCAAUUUGGACCAAGAACUGAAACUUUUUGUAUCUCGACACUCUGCGAGAUUCUCUCCUGAAGUCCCAGGACAAAAGAUCCUUCAUCACCGCAGUGACGUUUUGGAAACGGUGGUCCUGAUCAACCCUUCAGAUGAAGCGGUCAGCACCGAGGUGCGCUUAAUGAUCACGGAUGCUGCCCGACACAAGCUGCUCGUGCUGACGGGACAGUGCUUUGAAAAUACUGGAGAGCUUAUUCUCCAGUCCGGCUCUUUCUCCUUCCAGAACUUCAUAGAGAUUUUCACCGAUCAGGAGAUUGGGGAAUUACUGAGCACCACCCAUCCUGCCAACAAAGCCAGCUUAACCCUGUUCUGUCCCGAAGAAGGGGACUGGAAGAACUCCAAUCUUGACAGACACAAUCUCCAAGACUUCAUCAAUAUUAAACUCAACUCAGCUUCAAUAUUGCCAGAAAUGGAAGGACUUUCCGAGUUUACCGAGUACCUCUCAGAAUCAGUGGAAGUCCCAUCUCCCUUUGAUAUCCUGGAACCUCCCACAUCGGGUGGCUUUUUAAAGCUCUCCAAGCCUUGCUGUUACAUUUUUCCAGGAGGUAGGGGUGAUUCUGCAUUGUUUGCAGUGAACGGAUUCAAUAUGCUAAUCAACGGAGGGUCAGAAAGAAAAUCUUGCUUCUGGAAACUCAUCCGACACUUGGACCGAGUAGACUCCAUCCUCCUCACUCACAUUGGGGAUGACAAUUUGCCUGGAAUAAAUAGCAUGCUACAGCGGAAAAUUGCAGAGCUCGAGGAAGAACAGUCGCAGGGCUCGACCACAAAUAGUGACUGGAUGAAAAACCUCAUUUCCCCUGACUUAGGUGUUGUGUUUCUCAACGUACCUGAAAAUCUGAAAAACCCAGAGCCAAACAUUAAGAUGAAAAGAAGCAUAGAAGAAGCUUGCUUCACUCUGCAGUACCUAAAUAAGUUGUCCAUGAAGCCAGAACCUCUAUUCAGAAGUGUCAGCAAUGCCAUCGAUCCUGUCAUUCUUUUCCAAAAAAUGGGAGUUGGUAAACUUGAGAUGUAUGUGCUUAACCCAGUCAAGAGCAGCAAGGAAAUGCAGUACUUUAUGCAACAGUGGACUGGCACCAACAAAGACAAGGCUGAGCUAAUCCUGCCUAAUGGUCAAGAAAUAGAUCUCCCCGUUUCCUAUUUAACUUCGGUGUCAUCUUUGAUCGUGUGGCACCCAGCCAACCCUGCAGAGAAAAUCAUUCGAGUUCUGUUUCCUGGAAAUAGCACCCAAUACAAUAUCCUGGAAGGACUGGAAAAACUCAAACACUUAGACUUCCUGAAACAGCCGCUAGCUACCCAGAAGGAUCUUACUGGCCAGGUGGCCACUCCUGCUGUGAAACAAGUAAAACUGAAACAGAGGGCUGACAGCCGAGAGAGUUUGAAGCCGGCCACAAAACCACUCCCCAGCAAAUCUGUGCGAAAGGAGUCUAAAGAAGAAACCCCUGAAGUCACAAAGGCUAAUCACGUGGAAAAGCCACCCAAAGUUGAAAGCAAGGAAAAGGUAACAGUGAAAAAAGACAAGCCAGUGAAAACAGAAACCAAGCCUGCAGUGACAGAAAAGGAGGUGUCCAGCAAAGACGAGCAGCCUCCAGUGAAAGCCGAGGUGGCAGAAAAGCAAGGCACAGAUGUCAAACCCAAAGUGGCCAAGGAGAAGAUAGUGAAAAAGGAAACAAAGGUAAAAUCUGAAGAAAAGAAAGAGGAGAAGGAAAAGCCAAAGAAAGAAGUGGCUAAAAAGGAGGACAAGACACCUGUCAAGAAGGAGGACAAACCCAAAAAGGAAGAGGUAAAGAGGGAAGUCAAAAAAGAAAUCAAGAAAGAAGAGAAAAAAGAACCCAAGAAAGAGGUUAAGAAAGAAACACCAUUGAAGGAAGUCAAGAAGGACGUCAAGAAGGACGAAAAGAAAGACAUUAAAAAGGAGGAAAAGGAACCAAAAAAAGAAAUUAAGAAACUUCCCAAAGAUACAAAGAAAUCAUCUACUCCUCUCUCUGAAGCAAAGAAACCAACUGCAUUAAAACCAAAAGUCUCCAAGAAGGAAGAGCCUGUCAAGAAAGAUUCUGCUGCUGCUGGGAAGCUAAAGGAGAAGGGCAAAGUGAAGGUCAUCAAGAAGGAAGGCAAGACCACAGAGGCUGCAGCUGCAGCUGUCAGUGCUGCGGCUGCAGUGGCCGUGGUGGCAGCAGCUGCAGUAGCCACGGGCCCUGCCAAAGAGCUUGAGGCUGAGCGGUCCCUUAUGUCAUCCCCUGAGGACCUAACCAAGGACUUUGAGGAGUUAAAGGCUGAAGAGGUGGAUGUAGCGAAAGACAUCAAGCCUCAGCUGGAACUGAUUGAAGACGAAGAGAAACUGAAGGAGACCGCGCCAGUCGAUGCCUAUGUCAUCCAGAGAGAGACUGAGGUCAUCAAGGGUCCUGCUGAGUCGCCCGAUGAGGGCAUCACCACCACCGAAGGGGAGGGUGAAUGUGAACAAACCCCUGAGGAGCUGGAGCCAGUAGAGAAGCAGGGGGUGGAUGACAUUGAAAAAUUUGAAGACGAAGGAGCAGGUUUUGAAGAAUCCUCAGAGACUGGAGACUAUGAAGAGAAGGCAGAAACUGAGGAAGCGGAGGAGCCGGAAGAGGAUGGUGAAGAAAAUGUAUGCUUGAGCACUUCCAAGCACAGCCCAGUGGAGGAGGAGGAAAGUGCAAAGGCGGAGGCAGAUGUCCACAUCAAGGAGAAGAGGGCAUCUGUGGUCAGCGGUGAUGACCGAGCAGAAGAAGACAUGGAUGAGGCAGUGGAGAAAGGAGAAGCUGAACAAUCUGAGGAGGAGGGUGAUGAGGAGGAAAAGGCAGAAGAUGUCAGAGAGGAAGCAUAUGAGCCCGAAAAAGCUGAAGCUGAAGAUUAUGUGAUGGCCGUGGUUGACAAGGCUGCGGAGGCUAGUGGUGCUGAGGAUCAGUACGGAUUCCUUAGCACAUCAGCCAAACCAGCGGAAGCCCAGUCUCCUGCCCGAGAACCUGCAUCUUCAAUUCAUGAUGAGACUUUACCUGGAGGAUCAGAGAGUGAAGCCACUGCUUCUGAUGAGGAGAAUCGAGAAGACCAGCCUGAAGAAUUUACUGCCACCUCCGGCUAUACCCAGUCCACCAUUGAGAUAUCCAGUGAGCCCACCCCAAUGGAUGAGAUGUCUACUCCUCGUGAUGUGAUGAGUGAUGAGACUAACAAUGAAGAGACAGAGUCUCCAUCUCAAGAAUUUGUAAAUAUCACCAAAUAUGAGUCAUCACUGUAUUCUCAGGAAUACUCCAAACCUGCUAUUACAUCACUGAGUGGAUUGUCAGAAGGGUCAAAAACAGAUGCCACCGAUGGGAAGGAUUACACUGCUUCAGCUUCCACCAUCUCACCACCAUCAUCCAUGGAAGAGGACAAAUUCAACAAGUCUGUGCUCCGUGAUGCCUACUGCUCUGAAGAGAAAGAUAUGAAGCCCAGCACCAUGUUGGACAUCAAAGACACCAUCUCAACAGUUUCAGAUGGGAAAGUUAGCCCAUCCAAGAGCCCAUCCUUGAGUCCAUCUCCACCAUCACCCAUAGAAAAGACCCCCUUGGGUGAACGUAGUGUGAACUUUUCUCUGACACCCAAUGAGAUUAAAGCUUCAGCGGAGGCAGAAGCAGUCCCAGCAUCUGCUGAGGUGACCCGAGAAGUUGUUGAAGAACAUUGUGCUAGUCCUGAAGAUAAGACUCUGGAAGUGGUGUCUCCUCAAUCUGUGACUGGCAGUGCUGGCCACACACCUUACUACCAGUCUCCCACAGAUGAGAAAUCCAGUCACCUCCCCACAGAAGUCAUUGAAAAAACACCAGCAGCUCCAGAUAGUUUUGAAUUCAAUGAUGCCAAAGAUGAGCAUGAAAGGGCUUCCAUAAGCCCCAUGGAUGAACCUGUGCCUGACUCGGAGUCUCCUAUUGAAAAAGUUUUGUCUCCUUUACGGAGCCCACCCCUAAUUGGAUCUGAGUCUGCUUAUGAAAGUUUUCUAAGUGCUGAUGACAAGGCUCCUGGGAGAUGUACAGAAAGCCCCUUUGAAGGAAAGAAUGGAAAACAAGACUUUUCAGACCAUCUCAGUCCAGUUUCUGCCAUGACUUCCACCGGUCUUUUCCAAGUUCAACAGGAAGGGAAAAGCACAGACUUCAUACCAAUAAAGGAAGGCUUCAGUCAAGAAAAGAAAACUGAUGAUGUUGAAGCCAUGAGUUCUCAAUCAGGACUGGCUUUAGAUGAAAGGAAGUUAGGAGGAGAUGUUUCUCCUACACAAAUAGAUGUCAGCCACUUUGGCUCUUUCAAGGAGGACACCAAGAUGUCCAUUUCUGAAGGUACCGUCUCAGACAAGUCAGCCACUCCUGUUGAUGAGGGUGUAGCAGAAGACACAUACUCUCACAUGGAAGGGGUGGCCUCAGUCUCCACAGCUUCCGUGGCUACCAGCUCAUUUCCAGAGCCAACAACAGAUGAUGUGUCUCCUUCUCUGCAUGCUGAAGUUGGCUCUCCUCAUUCCACAGAAGUAGAUGAUUCCCUUUCAGUGUCUGUCGUGCAAACACCUACCACUUUCCAGGAAACAGAAAUGUCUCCAUCUAAAGAAGAAUGUCCAAGACCCAUGUCAAUUUCCCCACCAGACUUCUCCCCUAAAACAGCCAAAUCCAGGACACCCAUUCAAGAUCACAGAUCUGAACAGUCCUCCAUGUCUAUUGAAUUUGGUCAGGAAUCUCCAGAGCACUCCCUUGCUAUGGACUUUAGUCGACAGUCUCCAGAUCACCCUACGGUGGGUGCAAGUGUGCUUCACAUCACUGAAAAUGGGCCAACUGAGGUGGACUACAGUCCUUCUGAUAUGCAGGACUCCAGUUUAUCACAUAAGAUACCACCAAUGGAGGAGCCGUCCUACACCCAAGAUAAUGAUCUUUCUGAGCUCAUCUCAGUAUCUCAGGUUGAGGCCUCACCAUCCACCUCUUCUGCACAUACCCCUUCUCAGAUAGCUUCUCCUCUCCAAGAAGAUGCUCUAUCUGAUGUUCCUCCCAGAGAUAUGUCCUUAUAUGCCUCACUCACCUCUGAAAAAGUACAAGAUUUGGAAGGAGAGAAGCUCUCACCCAAAUCUGAUAUCUCUCCACUCACCCCAAGAGAGUCCUCUCCUUUAUAUUCACCUGGUUUUUCAGAUUCUACCUCUGCAGUCAAAGAGAAUGUAGCAACUAGCCAUACUUCCUCUCUUCCACCAAUGGAUGCAGCAUCCACAGAGCCCUAUGGCUUCCGUGCCUCAAUGUUAUUUGAUACGAUGCAACACCAUCUAGCCUUGAAUAGAGAUUUGACCACAUCUAGUGUGGAGGACAAUGGAGGGAAGACACCUGGUGACUUCAGCUAUGCCUAUCAAAAGCCUGAAAAAACAACCAGGUCCCCAGAUGAAGAGAGUUACGACUAUGAGUCUUAUGCAAAAACUACCCGUACCCCAGAUGUGAGUGGCUAUUACUAUGAGAAGACAGAGAGAACCGCAAAAUCCCCAUGUGACAGUGGCUACUCCUAUGAGAUGGUUGAGAAAACCACCAAGACUCCUGAAGAUGGUGGCUAUGCCUAUGAAAUUACGGAGAAGACUACACGGACCCCUGAAGAGGGUGGGUACUCAUAUGAGAUAAGCGAGAAGACAAUAAGGACCCCCGAAGUGAGUGGUUACAGCGGUUACUAUGAAAAGACGGAGAAGUCUAGAAAGCUCCUGGAUGACAUCAGGAAUGGCUACGAUGACUCUGAAGAUGGUGGUCACACACUUGGGGAUUGCAGUUAUUCUUAUGAGACCACUGAGAAAAUUGCAAGUUUCCCUGAGUCUGAAAGUUACUCUUAUGAGAAAUCAACAAAAACGACACGUACCCCUGAUGCUUCCACAUACUGUUAUGAGACUGCAGAGAAGAUCACUAGAACCCCCCAGGCAUCUACGUAUUCCUAUGAGACGUCAGACCAGUGCUACCCUGCAGAAAAGAAGUCCCCCUCAGAGGCUCGCCAGGAUGUUGACUUAUGCCUUGUGUCCUCCUGUGAGUACAAGCAUCCAAAGACCGAGCUCUCACCUUCUUUCAUUAAUCCCAAUCCUCUUGAGUGGUUUGCCAGUGAAGAGCCAACUGAAGAAUCCGAGAAGCCCCUCACCCAGUCAGGGGGAGCCCCUCCUCCUCCAGGGGGGAAGCCACAGGGGCGACAGUGUGAUGAAACCCCUCCCACCUCAGUCAGUGAGUCGGCCCCAUCCCAGACUGACUCCGAUGUUCCCCCGGAGACGGAGGAGUGCCCCUCCAUCACAGCCGAUGCAAACAUUGACUCCGAAGAUGAAUCAGAAACCAUCCCCACAGACAAAACCGUCACAUACAAACACAUGGACCCUCCCCCGGCCCCCAUGCAAGACCGCAGCCCUUCUCCACGCCACCCUGAUGUGUCCAUGAUGGACCCAGAGGCCUUGGCCAUCGAGCAGAACCUGGGAAAAGCUCUGAAAAAAGACCUGAAGGAGAAGACCAAGACCAAAAAGCCAGGUACGAAGACCAAGUCAUCUUCACCUGUCAAAAAGGGCGAUGGGAAGUCGAAGCCCUCCGCGGUUUCCCCAAAGCCUGGGGGCUUGAAAGAGUCCUUAGAUAAGGUGUCUCGGGUGGCUUCUCCUAAGAAGAAAGAAUCUGUGGAAAAGGCAACAAAAACCACGGCCACGCCUGAGGUCAAAGCUGCCCGUGGGGAAGAGAAAGAUAAGGAGACAAAGAAUGCUGCCAACGCCUCCACAUCCAGAUCAGUCAAGACGGCCACUGCAGGGCCAGGAACCACCAAGACAGCCAAGCCCUCAGCUGUGCCUCCAGGCCCCCCUGUGUACCUGGACCUGUGCUAUAUUCCCAACCACAGCAAUAGUAAGAAUGUUGACGUGGAAUUUUUCAAGAGAGUGAGGUCUUCCUACUACGUGGUGAGUGGGAAUGACCCUGCUGCUGAGGAGCCCAGCCGGGCUGUUCUGGACGCCUUGUUGGAAGGGAAGGCUCAGUGGGGCAGCAACAUGCAGGUGACCCUGAUCCCCACUCAUGACUCAGAGGUGAUGAGGGAGUGGUACCAGGAGACCCACGAGAAGCAGCAGGACCUCAACAUCAUGGUUCUAGCAAGCAGCAGCACCGUGGUGAUGCAAGACGAAUCCUUCCCCGCAUGCAAGAUUGAGCUGUAAAAAGCUAGGCCAGCCACACCACAGGAUUUGAACUUUGUUUCCAGAAAUUCUUCAAUUUGAAUCCACCUUUUCUAAAAUGUCAAUUCAUCUAAAUAAGUCGCCGAACUGUUACCUGCCAAACGCUAUACUGUGUCAUGGUGACACAAGUCACCACAAUUUCUCACUUUUUGCUGAUUGCUAAGGGAAGUAACAGUAUUCCCACAGUAGGGUUCAAGUUACUGCAAAAUUACCUACCCCAGUUCAUCUCUGCUGAACAUUUGGAAACCAUGCACUAGCAAACCCAACUGACUUCUGCUUGAUAGAGGCAUUUGUCUUAGAGAGAGCUCAAGAAGGAGAGAGAGAGGGAGAAAGAGAGAGAGAGAGGAUGCACGCACAGAGAGACCGUAGGGGGGAGAGAGAGAAUGAGAAAGAAAAAGAAUGCAAAAGAAGGAGAUGUAAUGAUAAGAGAGUGCUGGUGAGAUACCCAGAAAGAGAGCAGGGUGGGGUAAGGAGGAGAAAAGAACCAACAAUUAGGUCUGCAUUUUCUCAGACAGUCUGUAUUCUGUAGUCUACACAGGCAAAGUUUUCAACGUGUGUCACCAAAAAGGGUCUUCAUUUUCUAAAACAAGUUGGCUGGAAGAAAACAAAAGAGAACAAAACUUGUCAUGAGGGCGUGUGAGAUUUUCCCGCCUUAAGCACCUUCAGUUUGAAGGCUGCACACUGACAUAACCAAGUAGUGUAGACUGGACAUGCAAGUGGUUAGAGCCCCCAACUCUCAGCCUCUUCAGACACACGAGUAGAUCGAUCUAAGGCAUGCUCCCAACAUUUGUACACCCAGUCAGCCCACUGAGUCAAUUAACCUGCAUGCAGAAACACCCAAGUCCAUCCCAAUUAACAAGCAAAUACCAAAGCGGUUGGGAGUACAAACAGUAGACAAUUUGCCUUAGAAAGUGACUUGAAUGUACAAAGAUACUUGAUGCACUUAUUUUUUAAUGUGAGACAGCAAGUUUAUAAAACACCCAUGUAGGAUUAUAGACACUCCAGCUAAGGAGCAUGUGUGUGCGCGUGUGGGGUACUGAAGCGGAUCUGAUCGGUGCAGCGGUUUGGUGGUCACGUGCGUGGAAAAACACCUCCGCGCUCGUGGGCCUCAGCCAGACACGUUGAGCCUUUCCUAGCUUCAUUACUACUGCAAGUUCAAGAUUGAAAUGGCUUCUAUGAUCAGAAAUGGGAAAACAGUGAAUCUUACGGUGGAAGAGUUUCUCAGCAAGUGUACAGUAUUUACCUUCCUUUGUCUUACAUUGGCUUUUUUUUUUUAAUUUUCCAUUAAUUCCAGCACAAUUAUCAGAACAAGUGUACAGAAGAAUUUUUUUUUAGCUAUGUGAGAACUUUUCAUAGAUGAACUUUUUAACAAAUGUUUUCAUUUACAGGAAAAAGCAAAGCAAAUUUUCAAGUGACAGUCUUUUUUUUUUUUAAGUGUUUCAUAAGGCAAAACAAUGAAUAUUUUUUUUUCUUUUAAGUUCUGGUGAGAUUGAAGUCUGAUACUGCAGUAAUAAUAUUUAUUAAAAACCCAUAACUACCAGGAAUAGUGAUACCUCCCAUCCCUGGAUUCCCUUAACAUAAAAAUCUUGAGUAUACGCUAAUCGAGAGUGGGGAGAAUGGCAAUGAUAGGCUACUUUUCCAGGCCAUGACAAGAACAUCGCCCCGUGGUAUCACACACACACACUUCUUUCAAGAUCUUCAACCAUGAGGUAAAAUAGCCAAGACAAGUUCAAAGAACCUGAGCGAAAUUUUGCUUUGGGAUUUUCUUUUCUGGAAAAAAACAAAAGAAAAAAUACACUGAAAGCAAGUGAACCCCCAGCUCCUGCGGUUCAUCAUGUAGAGUUCAGAGAUCAUUUCCAUCAUUGUUACCAUGGAACUAUGAACCUGGGAAGUGGACUCAUGAUUAAAACUGACAUCCAGUUUCAAGUUCAGAUCAGUGCACCCGUGUUCAGAUGUGGCAGACGUCUCAGUGACACCCAUGCUGUGCUGCGUCACGUUCCGUUUUCUGUAGACUCUGAGAUCUAUGGAGUUUAGUGAACAAUGACCUCAUUUUAUUUUCUAUGUUAGUUAUUUAUUUCAAAAUUAACAUUUUAGUUUAUUUUUGUCUGAUAAAUGUGUGUUUUGCACUGCUAAAUACUAUGAGGGUUUAAACAAUGCUUCUUCGGGGUCCCUUCCCUGCGGACCUAUGCAGUCUACUUAAUGCUGUGAAUUACAUUUUUCAAAUGUUUAAUUUUUUAAAAGAAUUAAUAUUCUAUUUUUUUUAGACUUCUCUAGAAAUGCAGCUUUUAUUUAUUACCCUGUUUCUUUCAAGUCCUUAAGAACAACACAUUGAGGGUACAAAAAAUUAAUGAAAUGGAAAAGUCAUUGUGAAGUCAUUGUGACAAAAACGGACUUCAUUGAGUAUAAACUCAUGUACUUAAAAGUUACUUUUGAGCAAAGCUAAGAUACUCAAUAUAAUUAUUUAGUGAUUAGUUGUUGGGUUGGUCCACAUAAUGCAUGGGAAGAGAAACAGAUUUCCAGCCUUCUUGCCAAAUUCAGACCUCUGGUUGAUCUUUCUUUGAUAGAAGAUGGAAUUAUUUUCCGAUUUCCCAAGUUAAAUUUAUUUAACAUGUACAUGGUUUUACCUUAAAAAAUAUAUCCUUUUUUGGAGAAUUGGACCCAGUCUUCAGUGGUAAAUAUUCCACCCCAUUCCUUUUCUCCCGUUUUCUUUUUUGCUAUAGGAUUUAAUGGGAAACAUACACAAAAGCUGUCACCGAGCAGCUGGCUCCUUUUCCUAUGAAAUGUAUCAGUAGCUUUCUCCAUCCAUACUUCUCCAUGAUGAACACAGAGCCUGAACAUGCCAGAAAAAACAACAUUUGCAUUAUAGGUUGCUCCUGUCCUUCCAGACAUCUUUCCUACCUGUGUGACUAACCUAAUUUUGCUAGUUCCAUAAAUACACGAUUAGUUUAGUAACAGCCAUCACAGUGCACCAUGUACAUUCAUGGUGAGAGCUGAAGAUUGACACAGACUUCUAGAAGUUUUAUUCACACUGAUUACUUAAUCCAAUUGUAUAGAUUGAGUAUUUGAGUGGAAGGAAUUUACACUCUGUAGAUGAUGGGAUUCCAUCAAGAUAGCACACAUGAUCAUGACCUUUUUGGUAGUAUCUUAAACAAAAUUAUACCAAGACUAAAUGUUAGAGAUGACCCUCCAUUUUCGAUUUUAACUAAUUCUCUCCCCGCUCCGAUCCCAAGCCCCUGUGCAUGCUUUCUCAGUCUUGUGGUGGGACUGGAUAUGAAGACUGAAUCCCCCUCCUUGCCCCCUGCCCUGCUGUUUUCCAUGGAGUUCAAAAUUUUUUCUUUUCUUACCUUACAUAUCAUAGUGAAUGGUUUCCCUAGUGUAUAUGAAUGUUUUAAGUGUCUCCGAUAGCUUAUGCAGUUUAGGAGCUUUCCAAUACUCAUUUAAUGAGAUCUAAUCAUUUGCUAAUGGAAAGUUUACCAUCUUCCAUUUCCCUCUGUUACCAAAUUUCAGCUCUCAGGAGCUGCUCUACAAUUCUGAAAUUGCUUUUCUUGCCUCUCUUUAGUCACCUGUCAUAAGAGGUUCUUGCUCAGUAAUGAUAUUGUGAUUUAGAUUAAUAGCUUUUCUUUUCUUUUCUUUUUUUUUUUUUUUUUGGCGCUUCAGAUUGAGAAGAACAGAUCUGUUUCCAUUUGAAAGGAACUGUAAGCAUUUCUCUUUUAACCAACUGAACAAUACACCAAAAGCCGCCUAGCAAUGAGCAUUUCUUUGAAAGCAAUUAGGUUAUUCACCUGGUAUUAAACUACUAAAAAAAAAAAAUCUGUGACUUUAAGUUAAUUUAAAAGACAACAACAAAACUGAAAAGGAAGGGGAAAAAUAGCUUCUCCGCACUCGUUUGGAGCUCCCCAAGAGCGGAAGCCUGCGAGAUAAGACAGCAAGACCAGACUGCUCCUUGAGAACACCUGGAGGCUGGUCCAGUCUGGACUCCCGAGCGGCCAGCGGCCCUGCUCUUUCAGCCCUGGGCAGAGGGUCCUGAGCCCAGCUGAGAAGCACCUCCCACUCCUCUCUCUUGUUCUGAAUGGUGUUUGUGUCAGUCUGCAGCUGUGUAUGGUAUUAUGUCUUAUAAUCCUGCAUCACUUCUAUCCUAUCCAGUCAUAUCUAAUGUAGAAAAUUAGUUUCCAGUGAAAGUAAUAUGUAGUGCUUUUAUGAUAUUUGUGUGCAAUAUCCCCUCUUCCAUUGAGGAUAUUUGAUGUAAAAGAAAAAAAAAAAAACUCAGUUCCACAAUAAAAUACAAAAGUGGCAAAAGUU
Messenger RNA from Talpa occidentalis (Iberian mole), 11987 nucleotides. It is a transcript of the gene MAP1B, whose product is annotated as microtubule associated protein 1B. The transcript has 7 exons. Gene Ontology annotation, molecular function: microtubule binding; actin binding. The coding region runs from base 264 to 7670 and encodes 2468 amino acids. Gene Ontology annotation, cellular component: cytosol; microtubule; synapse. Gene Ontology annotation, biological process: axonogenesis; regulation of microtubule depolymerization; microtubule cytoskeleton organization. The record is from RefSeq and is a predicted model, not a curated record. NCBI's taxonomy places the organism in Eukaryota, Metazoa, Chordata, Mammalia, Eulipotyphla, Talpidae.